UUAUCAGUCAGUCGGGAAGUUAGCAAAGAAUUAUGCACGCAGCAAGAACACUCGAAAAGAUUCAGGGCUAGUCAAAAAAGAUUCCCGGCCCCGGAAGCCCGAUGCUGGUGACGCCUCUGCCAUUCAGUCUGUCGGUAACUGAAGGGACCAACUUACCACAAUAAGCCAUCAUGGGAAACAGGCCAAGUAUCCUGGAGGAGCACGGCUACUACGAGGCUAAAGAAAUUGGCCAGGGAGCUUUUGGUACAGUUUUCAGAGUGAAGAAAAAGGCAGAUGAAAAGGAAUAUGUCAUAAAGGCAGUCCAAAAAUCAGAAUCUGUGAUCCAUGAAGUGGCUGCACUUAAAGUGUUGAAACACCCAUUCAUUGUGGAGUACAGCGACUCUUUUGAAGAUAUUAAGGAUCUGUACAUAGUUAUGGAGUAUUGCGAGGGUGGUGAUCUUUCUCAGGAAAUUCAAAAGCAUAAAGAUACUGGUGGAUAUUUCACAGAAGAUCAGAUCCUGAGCUGGUUUGCAGAGAUCAGCAGUGCUGUGCAACAUGUGCACGAGAACAACAUUCUGCACAGGGACAUCAUGCCACAGAACAUAUACUUGGACAAAUAUGGAAAGAUUCGUCUGGGAGACUUUGGAGUGGCAAAAACCCUUGAAAGAUCUUCAAGCUGUGCACACACUAAUGUGGGAACAUUUCAUUACCAGAGUCCAGAAAGAGUUGAGGGAAUGCCCUACAACAGUAAAAGUGACAUGUGGGCUUUGGGGUGUGUACUCUAUGAGCUGUGCGAGCUUCAGCCUGCGUUUCCACAACAAUCGAUGAGAGACCUCUUCAAUACAAUAGUGGAUGGGCCCAACCCCACUAUCUCUGGACCAUUCUCCACUGAUCUACGGGAUCUUGUGAGGGAUCUUCUUCAGAAGAAUCCAGGAGAACGACCCUCUGCCAGUGAUAUAAUGGCGAGACCCUGCAUUCUUAGGAUCCUUUGCCAAAAGAACAUGGGGAUCCCAGAAGAGCUGAAGCUGAAGCUGGAAGAGCUGAAUGAAGUUGCGAAUGGUUUUGAGCGUGUGCUCAUGGGCACCACCGUAGGCAGUCUGACUGGGGCGGUGGUGGGUGCUGCGGGGGGGAUCACCACUAUAGUGGGGCUUUGUCUCGCCCCUGUCACUUUAGGGGCUUCUCUGAUUGUGUCAGGGGUGGGAAUUGGGAUUUCUGCAGCGGGAGGGGCAACUGCAGCUGCUUCCAACAUCACUAACAUGGUGAAUGAGCGUAUGGACCGUCGCACCAUAGAGAAUAUUAUCCGUGAAUUAGAGGUGAAGAUUCAGAUCAUGCUCACAUGCUUCCAGCACAUUGACAGUGGCUUUCAGAGUCUGGAGACCAGCAGAUCCUUCAAUCUAAGUCCUGCCACACGGACCCUGAGGAGUCUUGGUGGUUUGGCGAAGAUCAGCUCCGCAGUUGAGAUGUUCAGGGCAGCAGCACAGGCUGUUAAAAUUGGACGUGCAGCACAGGUGGUCACUGGGGUAUUCGCAGGGCUCUUUCUAGCUGUUGACAUCUUCUUCAUUGUUGAUGAUUCCAGGGCGAUACACGCCAUGAGACAGGGAGGUUCCACGACAUCAGGUGAAUAUGCACGGCUGGAGAUGUUAGAGGAACCCCCCGAAGAAGCCUCUACAGCCCAGGCCAGUGGGGCAGGCAAGACACAGGAGGCCUCCCCUGAUGGAGCCUCUACAGGCCCACAGGCCAGUGGGGCAGGCAAGACACAGGAGGCCAGCAGGGAGAGAAAGGCAUUAAAAGCCUGGGAGUUUAUUAAAGAGAUCAGGAGGGCAUCUGCUGAGAUUCAGGAAUGGCUGGAUGAAUGCAUGCCUCUAUACUCUGCCAUCGCUGACUAUGAAAGAGCUUACAUGUCUGUCUGAACUAACCACUGUCCAUAAUCAGUGGCGGCAGUUAGUUAGUUUUUAUGGGCCCUUCCUCUAAGACAUGCCAACUCAUAUAACCUACGCAUGCACACAAACACUCAGCACCAUUAGACAGAUAUAUUACAGACGAUACUUUGGAUUUUAUUUUAUAUGAGUAACUUUGGUUAUUGGGACACAGGCUACAUCAUUUGCAAUACUUCAGAACAUUUGUAUGAAUCAAGUCAGAACCAUAGACCAACGUGAAUCCAAUCAACAUGUCAACAAAUCAACUAACAAUACUUUACACAACUAAAGCUGAGACCUACAGGCUGCUCAUGUGUAUGUAUCAGAGAUGUAUCAGAGGAAAAGCAUAAAACAAUAAAUUCACUGAAUGUAUUGUUCACUGUGUUCUUAUGCUUACUUCACUGAAUGCAUUUUUUACAAUAAAAUAUGAUUACAGUUUUUUUACAA
Conger conger (European conger) is the source of this 2342-nucleotide messenger RNA. Its product is annotated as serine/threonine-protein kinase 3-like. Gene Ontology annotation, cellular component: extracellular region. The transcript has 10 exons. Bases 171 to 1889 code for a protein of 572 amino acids. Gene Ontology annotation, biological process: lipoprotein metabolic process; protein phosphorylation; lipid transport. Gene Ontology annotation, molecular function: ATP binding; protein kinase activity; lipid binding. Lineage: Eukaryota; Metazoa; Chordata; Actinopteri; Anguilliformes; Congridae. The record is from RefSeq and is a predicted model, not a curated record.